AUGUAUUUUGUUAAGUAUUUCGAUGAAAAUUUCGUAAAAAUAAUUAAAAGAAAAUUUACAAGAAAUAUAGAAAGCAGUUUAAAGCCAUCCUCUUUAAGAAUAAGAAGUGAUAAAAAAAAUUUUAAUGAUAUAAUUAACAAAUACUUACCUAAUAAAAUUUUGAAAAAAAAGAAUAUAUCAUUGUAUAAAAAUUACAAUUCUAAUUCUAAUAAAAAAUAUUAUUUAUCUUCAAAAAUAGAAAGAAAAAUUAAAUUACAGGAAACUACUAAUAAUAAGGACAUUACAUUAUUAGAAGAAAAUAAUAAAAAUGAUUUAUUUUUUAAAGAAAACGAAUUCAAUAUAAGUAUAUUAGAAAAACCAAAUAAAGAAAACGAAUGUAAUUUAAAUACAUUAGAAAAAUCAAAUAAAGAAAACGAAUGUAAUUUAAGUACAUUAGAAAAAUCAAAUGAAUUAUUGGAAAUUUCAAAGGAAGAAUAUGAUAUACAAAAAUAUAAAAAUAAAUUGCAUAAAAAAAUUUGGUUAACACUCAAAAGGAAUAACGAAAAAGAAUUUCAAUAUUAUUAUGAUAUACUAAAUAAGUAUCCUUUAAAAGAUGAAGUUUCUUAUUCUAUAUUGAUGCAUGGAAAUUUAAUAAUUUCUAAUGGAGAAAACAUUAAUGAAUCUUUUAAAAUAUUAAAUGAGAUGAAAUUAAAAAAAGUACAUUGUUCAUUAAUUAGAUUCAAUGAAAGAUUGCUACAUUCUUACUAUGAAUUAAUAAAAUUGAAUGCACGUCCAAAUAAUAAUCAAUGGAAAAAAGUAUUAAGAACAGUAUGGUUCACUUCCGCAUUAAUUAAAGCAAGAAGACAAAAAUAUAUCUUAAGAAAAAUCAAAAAGAUUAAAAAAGAUAAUUCAGUAUCAUUAAGUAAUUUUAAUAAUAUUUUUAAUAUUCAUAAUUUAGAGACUUUAUAUAUCGAAAAUAAAGAUCCUUUAAUUGGUAAAAAUUUUAAAGAAAUAAAUUAA
Messenger RNA from Plasmodium relictum, 999 nucleotides. Its product is annotated as conserved Plasmodium protein, unknown function. The record is from RefSeq and is a predicted model, not a curated record. The transcript has a single exon. Lineage: Eukaryota; Apicomplexa; Aconoidasida; Haemosporida; Plasmodiidae. The coding region runs from base 1 to 999 and encodes 332 amino acids.